AUGCCCAAGUUCACUAAUGCAAACUUUCCCAUGACAGAGAAUGGCGAGACAUACCACGUCGGAACGAAACGUCAUGAUGUCGCCAGUAGAAUACUCUGCGUUGGAGAUCCCAAUCGGGCAAAGACUCUCUCCACGUUAUUUGACAAGCCAGGUCCAUUGUUUGAGAAAGCAACCAAACGAGGAUUUACGACAUUUACUGGCUACUACAAGGGGAAACCGUUAAGCAUUGUUGCUACUGGAAUGGGCUUCCCUAUGACAGAUUUCUUUGUUCGUGAAUGUAGGGCUGUUGUUGAUGGACCAAUGCUCAUAUGCAGAUUCGGCUCCUGUGGAGGCAUAUCGGACAGAACGCAUGUUGGGAAUAUGGCAGUCGCUACUAAGGGAUCCAUCAACAUUAUACGGAAUGUGGAUUAUUUCAGUGCUCUUGCUAAAGGGCUGAAACAUGCAGGCCCACCGUAUAUUAUAUCGUCGCCCGAACAGGCUGAUCCAGAAUUGUCGCAGUGUCUAAUCAAAUCGCUCAGUACGAAACUACGAACUCCGGUUAUUCCGUGUAUGAAUGCUACGGCGUGCUCGUUUUAUUCUUCUCAAGGUCGUCACGAUCCAUCCUUCUUGGACGAGAAUGAAACAUUAAUUGAAGAUAUUCGCAAAUCGCAUCCUGAAUGUGAGACUCUCGAAAUGGAAAGCUAUCAAUUGCUACAUCUAGCUGCUUGCUCUACGGGGAAGAGCAUUCGGGCCUCAGCCUGUACCAUGAUCUUCGCUGGUCGCAAGGAGAAUGAGUUUAUUACGCCUGAACAAGUAGAUGAGUUAGAGAUUACUGCUGGGAGAGCAAUUCUUGAUGCUCUGAUUACUUGCUCGCUGCCUGGCGAAGUCGAUAUGCUGAAAGGGUCUCCCAUUCUGAAGAAGGCAAAGAUGUAA
Synchytrium microbalum is the source of this 912-nucleotide messenger RNA. RefSeq lists its product as uncharacterized. The coding region runs from base 1 to 912 and encodes 303 amino acids. The record is from RefSeq and is a predicted model, not a curated record. Gene Ontology annotation, molecular function: uridine phosphorylase activity. Gene Ontology annotation, biological process: uridine catabolic process. Gene Ontology annotation, cellular component: cytosol. Lineage: Eukaryota; Fungi; Chytridiomycota; Chytridiomycetes; Synchytriales; Synchytriaceae. The transcript has 7 exons.